Molecule: messenger RNA, 1056 nt
Organism: Paramormyrops kingsleyae
Lineage: Eukaryota; Metazoa; Chordata; Actinopteri; Osteoglossiformes; Mormyridae
Product: RDS/peripherin-like protein xRDS35
Biological process (GO): visual perception
Cellular component (GO): plasma membrane
Source: RefSeq, a predicted model, not a curated record
AUGGUGCUUCUAAAGAUGAAGUUCCCCUUCCAGAAGCGAGUGCGCUUGGCCCAGGGUCUGUGGCUGCUCUCCUGGAUGGCUGUCAUCUCUGGGGCCCUCACCUUCUCCAUGGGUCUGUUCCUCAAGGCAGAACUUCACCGACAGGCGGAGGUGAUGGACAACACCCAGAUCCAUGCAGUGCCCAACACCCUGAUGAUGAUUGGUCUGGCAUCACUGGGUAUCAACUUCUUUGCUGGGCGGAUCUGCCAGGACUCCCUGGAUGCAAGUCGCUUCCCACGCUGGAAGACCUUCAUGUUACCCUACUUCAUCCUCUCCCUCUUCUUCACGAUCCUGAUGCUGGUGGCGGUCAUCAUGAGCUACGCGAUGAAGGGCAACCUCGAGGAGUCGCUGAAAAUAGGCCUGAAGAACGGCAUCCGAUUCUACAAGGACACGGACACACCGGGCAGAUGCUUCCAGAAGGAGACCAUCGAUCGGCUGCAGAUGGAGUUCCACUGCUGUGGGAACAACAACUACAAGGACUGGUUUGAAGUGCAGUGGAUCAGCAACCGUUACCUGGAUUUCACCUCCAAGGAAGUGAAGGAUCGGAUCAAGAGCAAUGUGGAUGGACGCUACCUGGUGGACGGGGUCCCCUUCAGCUGCUGUAACCCCUCCUCCCCGCGGCCCUGCAUCCAGCACCAGCUCACCAACAACUCCGCCCACUAUAACUACGAGCACCAGACGGAGGAGCUGAACCUCUUCUCCCCCGGAUGCCGCGAGGCCCUGGUCAGCUACUACAUGGGCCUGAUGAACAGCAUCGGGGCGGGGGUGCUCUCCUUCUUGCUCCUGCAGGUCUCAGUGCUGGUGAGCUUAAGGUACCUGCAGACCUCGAUGGAGGCAGUGCUGGGACAGGAGAACACGGAGAUUGAGACAGAGGGAUACCUUCUGGAAAAGGGAGUGAAGGAGACCAUCAAGGAGAUGAUGGAUAAUGUCCUCAAGUUCUUCCACUUCAACCAGGUGGACGCAUCUGUGGGGCUGGAGGCAGAAGCGGGGGAAAAGCCAGCAACACCAGCUGAUUAG